Colletotrichum costaricense is the source of this 513-nucleotide messenger RNA. RefSeq lists its product as uncharacterized. Bases 1 to 513 code for a protein of 170 amino acids. The record is from RefSeq and is a predicted model, not a curated record. The transcript is spliced from 3 exons. NCBI's taxonomy places the organism in Eukaryota, Fungi, Ascomycota, Sordariomycetes, Glomerellales, Glomerellaceae.
AUGGUUUUCCCUCUUUUGCAUGAGACGGCCGAAGCCAGCCAGGAGGACCACAGAUGCCCGCCUGCUUGCGACCCUACCGGCAUAGACUGGUGGACCGAAAUCCCCAUCUCCAAAGACUCCAAUUCCCCAUCCUGCCUGGCGGUGCCUGUUGUUGGCGUCCCAUUCCUUGCACAGUCCCACUCGACCGCCAAGACUACCAACGGGAUGCACAACAAAGACUUCCAAGCGAAGGAUCGCUUAACAGAUUUGCAUCCUACUGCUGCUCCGGCCCAUAAUCAGAAUUCGGUUGCACCAGCAUUGUUGGAUCUUCGAUCGCCCAUCGUUCCAUCCCAAUUGCAAUGCCCAUGGCUCAUUGCACUUAGGCUCCGCUCCACUUGCAAGUCAAAAGUGGCGCCCCAAAUCGGCUCCGCAUGCGCUUCUCUCGUGUCGAUGCCGCCAAGACCUGGUAAACACCAUCAGGGCGCAAUAGGAGUCGUACAAGGUACCAUGCAUCCCGUUGUCGCUCUGCCUUGA